Rattus rattus (black rat) is the source of this 918-nucleotide messenger RNA. RefSeq names its product olfactory receptor 8S1-like. NCBI's taxonomy places the organism in Eukaryota, Metazoa, Chordata, Mammalia, Rodentia, Muridae. The transcript has a single exon. Gene Ontology annotation, molecular function: olfactory receptor activity; G protein-coupled receptor activity. Gene Ontology annotation, cellular component: membrane. The record is from RefSeq and is a predicted model, not a curated record. The coding region runs from base 1 to 918 and encodes 305 amino acids. Gene Ontology annotation, biological process: G protein-coupled receptor signaling pathway.
AUGAGGAACCACAGUGCUGUCCGUGAGUUUGUCCUUGUUGGACUGUCCACCGACCCCUACAUUCAGCCUGCUCUCUUUGUCCUGUUCCUUCUGGUUUACCUCCUCACCGUGGUGGGGAACACCCUGAUGCUGUUUGUGAUUGCGGCUGAUUCUCACCUCCACACACCCAUGUACUUCUUCUUGAGACAGCUGUCCUUCCUGGACCUCUGCCAUUCUUCUGUCACGGCUCCCAAGAUGCUAGAGAAUCUACUUUCUGAGGAGAAAACCAUCCUGGUUGAAAGCUGCUUGGCUCAGGCCUUCUUUGUCUUCGCCACCGGUGGCACCGAGGCCUGUCUACUUGCAGCGAUGGCCUAUGACCGCUACGUGGCCAUCGGCUCCCCUUUGCUCUACAGCCAGGUGAUGAGUAGCCAGCUCUGUGUGGGGCUGGUGUGGCUGUCCUGGGGUCUGGCCAUUGUGGAUGCUCUCCUCAACAUACUUCUGGCUGUCAGUUUAGACUUCUGUGAGGACCAAACCAUCCCUCACUUCAGCUGUGAGCUGUCUUCUCUCUUCCCUCUGUCCUGCUCUGACACCGCCGCCAACUUCACACUCCUGCUGUGCUCCUCCGUCGUGCAUUUCUUCGGAACCCUGGUCAUGAUCGUAUGCUCUUAUGGCCGCAUCGUCUCCGCGGUCCUGAGGGUCAGCUCCUCCACGGGGCGAAGCAAGGCCUUCUCCACCUGCUUGUCCCAUCUCACCACUGUCAUCCUGUUCUACGGCUCGGGGUUUAUCAGUUAUCUCUUACCGGUUUCAGGGUCCCCCCUAGAAAUGGUCUUCUCCUUGCAGUAUAGCCUGAUCACCCCCAUGCUGAACCCCCUCAUCUACAGCCUGAAGAACAAGGAGGUGAAGGCAGCCGUGGGAAGAAUGAUCAGGAAGCAUUGUUAG